UAUGCAAUUUCCGUUCCUAUAUACCGGGGACUGCAAUUCUUUUCGCUCGCUGGAUCUUAUUUCCUUCGGAGCCCAUAGAUUCCCUCCAUUGGACCAGUAAACUUCUUCAAAUUACAAACUGUGCAUGGGGAAGAUUGGAGGAACUUCUUGGUUAAACGUGGUGAAAAAGGCUUUCACAUCUCCUGCAAAAGACCGACACCAAGAUGAGAAGAAGAGCGGCAAAAGAAGGGAUCAGGAACAUGACCAACAAGAAGAAGAAAAGAAGAGGGGAAAACGAAGAUGGAUUUUCCAGAAGCCUUGGUCUUGCGAAACAACAAUACAGCGUGAUGAAACCCAAAAAAUGAACUUGGCCUCAAAUGCAUCAGCCAAUAUGUCAGGCGCAAAUCUGGCAGGGACUUCUGCACCAGAGAUGGCCCAGCAACAAUGUGCAAUUGGUGUGGCUAUGGCAACAAAAGUGGCUACUGAAGCAGCAGUUGCGACGGCAGAGGCCGCUGCAGAAAUUUUGAGGCUUACUAGGCCUUCCAUUUCAGAUGGACAGCGGCGCGCAGCUAUUUUAAUUCAAUCAGCCUUCAGAGGGUAUUUGGCAAGACGGGCACUACGUGCACUUAAAGGGCUUGUAAAGCUGCAAGCCUUAGUAAGAGGCCAUAAUGUCCGCGAACGAGCAAAGAUGACACUCCAAUGCAUGCAAGCUCUUAUCCGCUUGCAAGCUCAAGCGCGUGAUCAACGAAAGAGGCUAUCAUGUGAAGGAUAUAUUUUUCGUAGUGAUGCUAACAGCAAAUGGGGACCUCUUACCACGGCCAAGAAGUCCAGGGAUGCAAGGGGUUCAGUUGAUGGUCAAUACCCACCGCCAAUGUACAUCCAUGACCUGUUGCAGGAAACAGAAGAAGUUGCUUCAAAACCUGGAAUGCAUCUUUCUCGGGCCUUCUCUCGACAGAUGUGGAAAACUGGCAAAGCUCAAAUUUCAGUGGACAAAGCAGCAUAUGAAGAGAACCCCGUAUUAUACGAGUCCUUUGACAGGAUAAAUAAGCAGCCCAAAGAAAUCAGCAGAGCCUCGUGUGAUGAAAAAGAUUCCGUUAACAUUGUUGAAAUGGACAGCAGCAUCCGACCUUGCACUUAUACAGCUCAGAAUCUCCCAACAAGACAAGCUUGCAAUUACCAGGACUGUCGACACUGGCCAUCCUCUUUCACAACUUCAUCUCCUCUCCAUAGGAUGUCCGAGUUGUCCAUCCAACCACCUGUUCCUCAAUCCCCAGUGAGAAUAAAACCUCUCAAAAUGCACUCAGCUAGCCCACGUUGCCAAAGAGAAGAGAGAUACAGUCCAGCAGCUCACACUCCAACUUGCUCCAACUUCUCUGUUCCUGCACAUAAACCAAAGUACAUGGCAGCCACGGCAUCAACAAAUGCUCGAGCUCGGUCAUCAAGUACGCCAAGACAAAGGCCUUCAACCCCUCAGACUGAAAAGAGGGGAUCAGCGAAGAAACGACUGCUAUUCACAGCUCCAGAUCCAUACAGCGAUGUAGAUAUUACUCCCAGAUGGCAUCACUCGUCGAAGAACCCCAUAUGUACCAACAUUGUGACCUGUGUUCUUGAGGAUCAGCAGAGGUCAUAGAUGUGUUCUUGAUGCACUGACGAGCUGAGAGACCUCUCCAACUGAUGGAAGUAAGGAGAUAGCUCAGAUCAGCUGAUCAAAGCCGCCAAAAUAACAUGCAGGGAGAAGAGUUCAGACAACUGCAACUUUAGUUGAUCAACAAAAGCGCGAGUCAUUGAUUUUCGAAUUGAGAGUGUCAAAGAUUUUCUGCAAGUGGUUUGGGGAUGCAUGUACAACUGAGCACUAAGUAAGUAUUAGGCCUGUUAGUGUUAGCACUCAUAAACUUCUCGAUUCUAGUUACUUGUUUCUUUUAGCUUUAGACUUUAGAGAGUGACAUGUGAAUUCGUUAAAUUCCUAACAAACCAAAGUUGUUAGA
This is a messenger RNA of Coffea eugenioides, 1964 nucleotides long. Its product is annotated as protein IQ-DOMAIN 14-like. The record is from RefSeq and is a predicted model, not a curated record. The transcript is spliced from 5 exons. Bases 125 to 1609 code for a protein of 494 amino acids. NCBI's taxonomy places the organism in Eukaryota, Viridiplantae, Streptophyta, Magnoliopsida, Gentianales, Rubiaceae. Gene Ontology annotation, molecular function: protein binding.